AUGAGAUGUGACUUGAGGAGAGGUCUCAAAUGGCGCUUAUCAGCAUGGAAGAGUAGUGAUGACUCCUGUCAUGGAGAUUUUACUUAUGGGAUUGAGCUUGUCAAAUUUGUGUACAGACACUUAUAUGCUGAAGAAGUUUACUACAUAUACGGAGACCCGAGAUUCUUCCUCUGGUUUGGUGAUCUGUAUGAUAUUCGAACGGCUUUUGCUGUGGUUAACACCAUUAGACCAUCAGAAUUUAUGAGAGAUAACAACACAGCUUUAUUGGUAUCCAAAGAAGGAAAGUUUGAAUUGGGAUUCUUUACUCCAACAGAUAGUUCAUCAAACAAUCGUUAUUUGGGAAUUUGGUAUAAGAACAUUGCAGUUCAAACUGUUGUUUGGGUUGCAAAUCGAUGUGAACCAAUCAUUGAUUCAUCUGCCUUGUUGACUAUAGACAACACAGGAAAUCUUGUGCUUUUUUCAGGCAAGAACAAUAAGAGUGUGCUCAUUUGGUCUACAAACUCCUUGAAACAAACCCGGGAACCACUUAUUCAGCUCUUGAAUAAUGGUAACUUGGUUUUGAGAGAUGAGAAAGAUGCAAACACAACAAAAUUUUUAUGGGAAAGCUUUGAUUAUCCUACUGAUACAAUGUUACCAGGAAUGAAAUUGGGAUGGGACUUGAAGAGAGGUCUAAAUAGGCGAUUAUCGUCGUGGAAGAGCUCUGAUGAUCCUUGUCAUGGAGAUUUCACUUAUGGAAUUGAGCUUGAUGAACCACACCAUGAUGGCCUUUACAACUUUGUCAACAAUGAUGAUGAAGUUUACUACAGUUUCAGCCUCCUUAAUGGAUCAAAUAUUGUAAGACUUGUCCUAACCGAAACAGUUGAAUACACCGAAUGGUUAGAAGAAGAAAACAGUUGGAGUUCCUCUUAUUACACAAUUCCAGGAGACAAAUGUGACAAGUAUGGCAUCUGUGGAGCUAACUCAGAAUGUAUCAUAACAAAUAAUCAAGUAUGCAAAUGUUUAGAAGGUUUCAAGCCGAAAAAUCAAGAAAAUUGGAACUCAAUGAUGUCUUGGUCAGAAGGGUGUGUGAGAAACAGUUCUGUGAGCUGUGAUACAAAAGAGAAAGAUGUGUUGCUUGGCUUUUCGGGCUUGAAAGUGCCUGAUAGUCAGUAUAUUUAG
Molecule: messenger RNA, 1158 nt
Organism: Cannabis sativa
Lineage: Eukaryota; Viridiplantae; Streptophyta; Magnoliopsida; Rosales; Cannabaceae
Product: S-locus-specific glycoprotein S13-like
Exons: 4
Coding region: 1-1158 (385 amino acids)
Biological process (GO): recognition of pollen
Source: RefSeq, a predicted model, not a curated record